Messenger RNA from Setaria italica (foxtail millet), 1832 nucleotides. Its product is annotated as premnaspirodiene oxygenase. NCBI's taxonomy places the organism in Eukaryota, Viridiplantae, Streptophyta, Magnoliopsida, Poales, Poaceae. Gene Ontology annotation, molecular function: oxidoreductase activity, acting on paired donors, with incorporation or reduction of molecular oxygen; monooxygenase activity; heme binding. The transcript has 2 exons. The record is from RefSeq and is a predicted model, not a curated record. Bases 124 to 1650 code for a protein of 508 amino acids.
AGCAUCACCAACGAAGAAAAAUCAAGGACACCACCGGCCUUGUCAUCCUGCAUCCAACAGGAAGUUUGUUCUUGGUGGAUAGAUAGAGACCGGACCUGCAAGAACUAAACGCAAAUCGCCGCCAUGGCCGACCUCCCACUCUACCUCCUCUUGAUCUCUCUGCUCGUCGCCAUCCCACUCUUCUGCUUCCGCCGGUCAGCGCGCGGGCACGGCAGCGCGCUACGGCUCCCGCCAUCGCCAUGGGCGCUGCCGGUCAUCGGCCACAUCCACCACCUCGCGCUCGCGGGCGCGCUCCCGCACCGCGCCAUGCGCGACCUCGCGCGGCGCCUCGGCCCGCUCAUGCUGCUCCGACUCGGCGAGCUCCCGGUCCUCGUCGCGUCCUCGGCCGACGCGGCGCGCGAGAUCAUGCGGGCAAACGACCUCGCCUUCGCGACGCGGCCCAUCAGCCCGACGGCGAGGGUCUUGCUCGGCGAGGGCAGCUACGGCAUCGUCUUCGCGCCCUACGGCGACGGGUGGCGGCAGCUCCGCCGGAUCUGCACCACGGAGCUCUUCUGCGCGCGCCGCGUCCGGUCGUUCAGGGCCGUGCGCGAGGAGGAGGUCCGCCGCCUCCUCCGCUCCGUCGCCGCGUCGGCUUCUGAGUUAGCCUCGCCGGUGAACCUGAGCGAGAUGGUGUCGGCGUACGUGGCCGACGCGUCGGUGCGCGCCAUCAUCGGCAGCAGGUUCAGGGACAGGGAGACGUUCCUGACGCUGCUGGAGCGGCGGCUGAAGAACGUGCCCGCGCAGAGCCUGCCGGAUCUCUUCCCGUCCUCGCGGCUGGCGAUGCUCAUCAGCACGACGCCGCGCCGGAUGAGGAGCCAGCGAGAGGAGAUGAUGGCGUUCAUCGACACCAUCAUUCAGGAGCACCAAGACAACAGAGCCGCCGCCGGCGUUGAUGAAGAGGACUUGCUCGACGUGCUCUUGAGGAUACAGAGGGAGGACGAGCUGGAUCCACCACUCACCACCGAGAACAUCAAGGCCGUCAUCAUCGAUAUCUUUGGCGGGAGCAGCGAGACGUCGGCGACCACGCUCCAGUGGAUCAUGGCGGAGCUCAUGAGGAACCCGAGAGUGAUGCGCAAGGCACAAAACGAAGUCCGGCGCGUCCUCGCCGGGCAGGAGGUCGUCACGGAGGACAACCUCGGCGAGCUACGUUACCUCCCACUGGUCAUCAAGGAGGCGCUCCGGCUGCACCCUCCGGCGACGUUGCUGAUUCCACGGGAGUGCCGGAGCCCAUGCCAGGUCCUCGGCUUCAACGUGCCGGCUGGAGUGAUGGUGCUCGUGAACGCGUGGGCGAUCGGCAGGGACCCGAGCAACUGGGACGCGCCGGAGGAGUUCAUGCCGGAGCGGUUCGAGAACAGCGACGUCGACUUCAAAGGGUCGGACUUCGAGUUCAUCCCGUUCGGCGCCGGGCGGCGGAUGUGUCCGGGCAUAGGGUUUGGCCUGGCGAACAUGGACCUCGCGCUCGCCUCUCUCCUUUACCACUUCGAUUGGAAGCUGCCGGACGGGAUGGAGCCCGGCCAGCUAGACAUGACGGAGGCGCUGGGGAUCACGACCCGCCGCCUCUCCCACCUCAUGCUCGUCCCCACGGUCCGCGUGCCGUUGCGCGGGGAAUAGAGACUAGCUAGAAUUUCUUAGUAGCUUGAUGGUCCUAGCUUGAUGACCCUUGUGAUCUUUGAUUAGUGCCCAGGCUGGCCAUGUGAUCAUGUGCGUAAUCACGUUGUGAUGAGUUGAUUACCCGCUCCAAAUUAUCUUUGGAACGGGCUACACGUGGAAAUGUGUGGUUACUGGUUACAAUU